CCAGAGCAGAGCAGAAACACUUUGAAAGAAACUAACUCUGAGAAUGUCAGCAACUGCAACCAUGUUGCGCUUUGUGAAAUCAGCCGGAGUUUCUCUUCUCCUGUUGUCUGCUUUUUUCCACAUGGCUGAUUCUUAUCCCAACUACCCCUCAAACAGUAACAUGCACCGUUUCAGAGAAUCUUAUGAAGUUCAUACUGCUACAAACUGUUCACACAGCUUCUGUUAUCUUUCUCCAGUUCCUUGCGAUGAGUGCUCGCUGAAAAAGAACGACCUUUUUUCACGGGACCUUCCCAUCUAUCAGUGUAUGGGUUGCUGCUUCUCCAGGGCCUACCCGACACCUUUUAACGUCAAGAACAUUAUGGUGAGCCCCAAGAACUUCACCUUAGAGGCAACAUGCUGCGUCGCAAAGGACAGCUAUGAGGUAAGCCUGAAGAACAUAAACGUGAGAAACCACACCGGGUGCUACUGCGGCACUUGCAUGUAUCACAAGAUCUGAUAGGAGAUGGAAAUGAGCGGCCUCCACUCUGCAACAACGUUAGAAGCUUUUCUCUAUUUAGGAAUACAGUACAUGUUCUUAUAUCACCAGAUCAUAGUUGUUGCAGCUUUGUUUUGCUUGGAAUGUGUUGUGUACCCAAAUA
Dunckerocampus dactyliophorus (ringed pipefish) is the source of this 638-nucleotide messenger RNA. RefSeq names its product glycoprotein hormones, alpha polypeptide (gene cga). The record is from RefSeq and is a predicted model, not a curated record. The transcript is spliced from 3 exons. Bases 44 to 496 code for a protein of 150 amino acids. NCBI's taxonomy places the organism in Eukaryota, Metazoa, Chordata, Actinopteri, Syngnathiformes, Syngnathidae. Gene Ontology annotation, cellular component: follicle-stimulating hormone complex; extracellular region. Gene Ontology annotation, biological process: positive regulation of steroid biosynthetic process; thyroid hormone generation. Gene Ontology annotation, molecular function: follicle-stimulating hormone activity.